Mycetomoellerius zeteki is the source of this 1760-nucleotide messenger RNA. RefSeq names its product threonylcarbamoyladenosine tRNA methylthiotransferase. Gene Ontology annotation, molecular function: tRNA (N(6)-L-threonylcarbamoyladenosine(37)-C(2))-methylthiotransferase activity; 4 iron, 4 sulfur cluster binding. NCBI's taxonomy places the organism in Eukaryota, Metazoa, Arthropoda, Insecta, Hymenoptera, Formicidae. The record is from RefSeq and is a predicted model, not a curated record. The coding region runs from base 123 to 1742 and encodes 539 amino acids. Gene Ontology annotation, biological process: tRNA methylthiolation. Gene Ontology annotation, cellular component: endoplasmic reticulum. The transcript has 2 exons.
UAUUGGCUGUAUUAAUUCAAUAACACGUACACCAACGUGCACUUAACCUCAAAUUGUUAAGGUGACACGUUUUACGAGUACAGUGGACAAUUUCUUAGAAAUCAUUUUUGUCUUUAAUAAACAUGCCUGCUCCAUGCGAGGAAAUUAUCGAGGACAUCGAGGAUUUAAUUGCGUCCCAGGAUAUAACGCCCAAGGAGAGAUAUAGUUCGCGGAAACAUAUCACGAUACGACCAAAGCGAAGGAAGCAGCUGCAAGAGGAAGUAUCGCAGCCGUCUAUUUUGUCGAGCAUAAUACCUGGCACGCAAACGAUUUAUGUGAAAACAUGGGGAUGCACGCACAACAGUUCGGACACCGAAUAUAUGGCCGGUCAAUUGGCGUCGUACGGUUAUAAUUUAACCGAGGAUAAACUGAAAGCGGAUCUGUGGCUUCUGAACUCUUGCACUGUGAAGAGUCCUGCAGAAGAUCAAUUCAGGAAUGAAAUAGAGUAUGGAAAGAAAAUUGGCAAGCACGUUGUAGUUGCUGGAUGUGUAUCACAAGGUGCUCCAAAAUCUUCCUUCCUUCAAGGGUUAAGUGUGAUUGGAGUACAACAAAUUGAUCGAGUGGUAGAAGUUGUGGAAGAAACUUUGAAAGGAAAUACAGUCAGAUUCUUACAGCAGAAGAAGGAUCUUGGUAAGAAGACAGGCGGAGCUUCACUGAAUCUUCCAAAGGUACGCCGAAAUCCACUUAUCGAGAUUAUAGCCAUUAACACAGGCUGCUUGAAUCAAUGCACCUACUGCAAGACAAAACAUGCACGAGGUGAACUGGGUAGUUAUCCUCCAGAAAAGAUAGUCGAACGAGCCAAGCAAGCUUUCGAGGAGGGUGUAUGCGAGUUGUGGCUCACAUCGGAAGAUACAGGCGCCUAUGGUAGAGACAUUGGCACUAGCUUGCCAAAACUACUAUGGCAAUUGGUAGACGUGAUUCCAGAUGGUUGCAUGAUGCGCGUCGGUAUGACCAAUCCACCAUAUAUCUUGGAACAUCUGGACGAAAUGGCCAAGAUCCUGCGGCAUCCUAAAGUCUAUAGCUUCCUACAUAUCCCGGUACAGUCUGGCAGUGACCAGGUACUAGCUGACAUGAAGCGGGAGUAUACACGUGCUGAAUUCGAGCACGUAGUAAACUUUCUGAGUGAGCGGGUGCCUGGUUUGACUAUCGCCACAGACGUUAUUUGCGGUUUUCCCACGGAAACGGAGAUGGAUUUCGAGGAGACGAUGACACUCUGUCAAAAGUACAAGUUCCCAAGCCUCUUCAUCAAUCAGUUCUUCUCUCGACCCGGCACGCCCGCCGCCAGGAUGCCGAAAAUACCUGCACAGAAGGUGAAAACUAGAACUAAGAGGUUGUCGGAAUUUUUCCAAUCGUACGAACUAUAUGGACACAAAGUGGGACUGAUACAGAAGGUGCUAGUAACGGAGACAUCGCAUGAUAAGCAGCAUUACGUGGGCCAUAACAAAUUCUACGAACAGGUGUUGAUUCCGCUGAAGCAGGAGUACAUGGGAAAAAUGAUUGACGUAAGGAUUAUAGAAGCGACGAAGUUCUCUAUGAAGGGAGAACCGAUUGGUAAAGGUGUGUCUCCGGCACUGAGGUCUUCUCUACCGCAAGGCGUUGUUUCCAGAUUAUCGUACGAAAAGCCAUCGAAAUAUGGAAUCGUGACAUUUACGAUGCUCUUAUUAGCUGUGAUUCUUAGAAUAUUAUGGAAAUUUUUUAUUUAGAUAUAUAAUUUAUAUAAG